This is a messenger RNA of Zasmidium cellare ATCC 36951, 561 nucleotides long. RefSeq lists its product as uncharacterized. The record is from RefSeq and is a predicted model, not a curated record. Gene Ontology annotation, molecular function: fatty acyl-CoA hydrolase activity. The transcript has a single exon. The coding region runs from base 1 to 561 and encodes 186 amino acids. Lineage: Eukaryota; Fungi; Ascomycota; Dothideomycetes; Mycosphaerellales; Mycosphaerellaceae.
AUGAGCAACCAGAAACAAAAAGAACCAACCUGGGGCAUCCUCAACGACUCCCAAGCCCGCACUCUCAUGCAAUGGUUCCAAGACUCCCACGCCGACUCCGUCCCACAAACCAACUACGACGUCGCCUUCAUGCGAAGCACAACCGUUCGAUCGGCAACAGUGCAGACCCCAACGACGCCAGCGAAAGCAGUCUUUCACUUCAAAGUGCCGCCGAACUAUAGUAAUCAACCUAUUGGCAAACAUCCCCAGACGACGCACGGUGGCGCUUUUGGAAUGUUUUUCGAUUUGCCGACGAGUUUGACGAUUAUCGGGUGUAAUUUUGCGGGAUGGGAGUCGACGGGCAUGACGAGGAGGUUGGAUGUUACGUUUUUGAGGCCGCCGGUGGAAGGUGAUGAUAUCCUGAUUGAGAGUGAAGUGAUUCAGAUUGGCAAGCGUUUGGCGGUCAUUAGAGGUGUGAUGAAGAGGGAGAAGGACGGCGUUAUGCUAGCGACCGCACAGCAUGACAAAUACCUUCCUCCGAUCCCGCACUACGUUCUCGAUAAGCCGUUACCCAAGCUGUAG